AGCACAGCAGUGACUUCUCUGUCGGGGCGUAAGGCAGAAUUGCUCAAUGCUGGCAGCUCUCUUGCCUUUGAUAAUGUGAGACUUUCCGGGCAGGGUGAUUGCAUCUUGCGGUGUCAGCUUUCUGCCACUCUGGGGAAUUCCCAGGUUUUGUGCAAGACUUUCCCUUUUAAAGCCCCUUGGCUUUGCUUGCCCCAUCUUCCUCUUGGGUGACUUCCAGGCUCCAGACAUGGGGCUUCCUAAAGCUCAUGCCUCUGCCGUGCUUUUGGUGCUGUCUGCUCUGGAGGCCUGUGCCCUCGACAGCUACGUCGCAGCCGUCUAUGAGCACAGCCACGCAGUCAUCCUGCCAGAUGCCACUGAUGAGCCUGUUUCUCCUGAUGAUGCUUUGGCCCUGAUGAACAAAAACAUGGAUGUCUUGGAAGGGGCCGUCAAGGAAGCCGCCCAGCAGGGCGCCCACAUCAUUGUGACUCCCGAAGAUGGCAUUUACGGCUGGCUUUUCACAAGAAAAACCAUCUACCCCUACCUGGAGGAUAUCCCUGAUCCGGCAGUGGACUGGAUUCCCUGCACCGACCCCACAAGAUUUGCUCCAGCACCAGUGCAGGAACGACUCAGCUGCAUGGCCAGGAAUAACUCCAUCUAUGUGGUUGCAAACAUCGGGGACAAGAAGCCGUGUAACUCCAGUGAUCCUGGCUGCCCCAGCGACGGUCGCUAUCAGUACAACACCGACAUCGUCUUUGACUCGGAGGGGAAACUGGUGGCUCGUUACCACAAGUACAACUUGUUUAGAAGAGAAACUCAGUUUAAUUACCCUAAAGAGCCUGAAGCCAUCACCUUUGAGACCCCCUUUGGGAAGUUUGGCAUUUUCACGUGCUUCGACAUCCUUUUCCGUGAGCCUGCCGUGGUCCUAGUCAGCGAGUUGCAGGUGGACACCGUGCUCUUCCCCACGGCUUGGAUGAACGUCCUGCCCUUUCUGACUGCAAUUGAGUUUCACUCUGCCUGGGCUAUGGGCAUGGGUGUCAAUUUGCUUUCAGCAAAUACUCACAACAUCGGCUUGGCAAUGACAGGCAGCGGGCUGUUCACGCCGGAGGGACCCGUCGCCUACCAUUACGACAGCAGGACAGAGGAGGGACGUCUCCUGCUAGCCGAGCUGAGUGCACGCCCCCGUCUUUCCCCCACCUACCCGCCUGCUGUCAACUGGAGCUUGUAUGCCACAAGCAUCAAGAAAUUUCCAGAAAAAGACACUUUCUCAGGAGCUGUUCGGCGGGAUAUAUUCACUUUCAGUGAACUCAGGCACAAAGCUGGAAAUUACACGGUUUGCCAAGGAGACCUCUGCUGUCAUUUGGUCUAUCGGAUGCCAAACAAGAGCAAUGAUGAAGUUUAUGUCCUGGGUGCAUUUGAUGGGCUUCACGGUUCUCUCAUAAAAUACCAUUGGCAGAUAUGCACGCUGCUCAAGUGCCAGACCACAGACCUGAACACAUGCGGGCAGCCGGCGGAGACGGCUCAGACCAAGUUUGAGAUGUUCUCCCUCAGCGGCACCUUUGGCACCAACUACGUCUUUCCAGAAGUCUUGUACAGCGGGGUGCAGCUGGCCCCCGGGGAGUUUGAGGUGCUACGUGAUGGACGUUUGAAAAGUAAGCAUGGCACAUCGAAACCCCUCUUAACAGCGACGCUUUUUGGACGGCUUUACGAAAAGGACCUGCCAAAUCCUCUGCGAACCUCCCCGUAAUGUACCUCCUUAGCUGUUACACACACCGUAGACAGGAGGGGAAUUUCCUACAGAGAUGCACCUCCUUAUGAGCCGUGGCAGUGAUCCUGGAUCAUUCCUGUUCUGUAGCCUUUCUCAGCAGCAGUGGCAGUUGAGUUUCUUUAGAAGAAAGCAAUGUGAUCGCUCUGUUGUGUACCUAUAUCAAUGGUGUAUUUUUUUAAUAAUGCUUGAGCCAGUGCAACUAUUUUUUAGUAUGACUGCUGUGUCGUGAAAUUUUAAAAUAGAAAUUUUAUUUUUUUUUUCCAGAGAUAUCACAUAGAUUGCCAGGAUAACACUAGAAAGAGGACUGAUACUGAAAUGUGUGAAAUGUGAAGUUUGCCAAUUUGCUGCAGAACAAAUCUUUGCAAAGGAA
This is a messenger RNA of Grus americana (Whooping crane), 2114 nucleotides long. Its product is annotated as pantetheine hydrolase VNN2-like. The record is from RefSeq and is a predicted model, not a curated record. Gene Ontology annotation, molecular function: hydrolase activity, acting on carbon-nitrogen (but not peptide) bonds, in linear amides. The transcript has 8 exons. NCBI's taxonomy places the organism in Eukaryota, Metazoa, Chordata, Aves, Gruiformes, Gruidae. Bases 227 to 1723 code for a protein of 498 amino acids.